Molecule: messenger RNA, 750 nt
Organism: Cryphonectria parasitica EP155
Lineage: Eukaryota; Fungi; Ascomycota; Sordariomycetes; Diaporthales; Cryphonectriaceae
Product: FSH1-domain-containing protein
Exons: 2
Coding region: 1-750 (249 amino acids)
Cellular component (GO): cytoplasm; nucleus
Source: RefSeq, a predicted model, not a curated record
AUGAGGGAGGUCAGAAUACUGAUGCUCCAUGGAUACACUCAAUCCGGCCCUCUCUUCCACGCCAAAACCCGCGCCCUCGAGAAACUCCUCAUAAAAUCCCUCGCCCCUCUCAAGAUCAGGCCCACCCUCCUCUACCCCACGGGUCCCAACCGCCUCUCGCCCAGGGACAUCCCAGGCUACGCACCCUCCGAGGGCGGGGCCGCCGCAGGCGAGGAGACCGAGACGGACGCAUGGGCCUGGUUCCGCAAGGACGAGGCGACGGGGUCGUACCGUCUGCUGCGCGAGGGCAUGGACAGCGUGGCGCGCGCGAUCCGAGAGGAAGGGGGUGGGCGCGUGGACGGCGUCGUGGGGUUCUCGCAGGGCGGCGCCGUGGCGGCGAUGCUGGCGUCUGCGCUGGAGAGGCAGCGCGAGGCGACGACGGCAGAGGCGGAGGAGUGGCUUGCCCCGCUGCGAGAGGCCAACGGCGGGCGCCCUCUCAAGUUCGCGGUCGUGUACAGCGGGUUCUUUGCGCCGCCUGGGGACCUGGCGUGGCUGUAUGAGCCGCGCGUGAGGACGCCGACGCUGCACUACAUCGGCAGCCUGGACACGGUGGUCGAGGAAGGGCGGAGCCGGGGGCUGGUGGCGCGGUGUGAGGAUCCUGUGGUUGUGGUGCACCCUGGGGGUCACUAUGUGCCGGUGAGCAAGGAGUGGGUGACGCCGCUGGUUGGGUUCGUGAGGAGGUGGUGUGAGGAUGAUGCGGAUGAGAGCUGA